Messenger RNA from Oldenlandia corymbosa var. corymbosa, 1473 nucleotides. The record is from the annotation of a GenBank genome assembly. NCBI's taxonomy places the organism in Eukaryota, Viridiplantae, Streptophyta, Magnoliopsida, Gentianales, Rubiaceae.
AUGGAUGUUACCACAGCUUCUCCUGUUUUACCGCAAAUGAGGAUGCCCUCUUUGAAUUCUCACGGCGUCUGCAAUGAUAACAGUUCUUCCUUGUUGUGUUUUCAGAAUAAGGUGUCUGUAAAUUCCUGCAAGCUUUCACAUGGGAGGUCGCAAAUUCGUUGUCAAUCUAAUGAAGCAACCGUCACUCCAAGUUUUGAGUACAAAUAUAGAAACAGACAGGUCAUUGGAGGCCUCUCUGUUCAAAGUCAUAGGGAGCCUGUAUGGAAAGUAUCUUGCUCUGCUGGGGUACUGACACAUCCCCGAAAUCAUAACGAGGCUCACUCGUCCACUGCAGAGGAAAAGAUUGGUGUGCUACUUUUAAAUCUUGGAGGACCGGACACGCUUAAUGAUGUUCAGCCAUUUUUGUACAAUUUGUUUGCUGAUCCUGAUAUUAUACGUCUCCCUCGGUUAUUUCGUUUCCUACAGCGUCCACUAGCACAACUCAUUUCUGUUCUCCGAGCUCCCAAGAGUAAGGAAGGUUAUGCUGCCAUUGGAGGUGGUUCACCUUUGCGUAAGAUAACAGAUGAGCAGGCAAACGCUUUGAAGGAAGCACUUGAAGGCAAAAAUGUUCCUGCAAGUGUCUACGUUGCUAUGCGUUAUUGGCAUCCAUUUACUGAAGAAGCUGUUCAUCAGAUUAAGAAAGAUGGGAUCACAAAGCUCGUAGUACUUCCACUAUAUCCUCAAUUUUCUAUCUCCACGACUGGAUCAAGCAUCCGUGUUCUUCAAAACAUGUUCAAGAAUGAUGCAAAAUUAUCAACUCUGCCCGUUGCUGUUAUUCAGUCAUGGUAUCAACGAGAAGGAUAUAUCAAGUCUAUGGCUGACUUGAUUGAGAAGGAGUUGGAAGUUUUCUCUAAUCCAAAAGAGGUGAUGAUAUUUUUCAGUGCCCAUGGAGUACCAGUUAGUUACAUUGAGAAUGCUGGCGAUCCCUAUAAAGCACAGAUGGAGGAGUGCAUAUUCUUGAUAAUGCAAGAACUGAAAGCAAGGAGAAUAAAUAAUGAUCAUACUUUGGCUUACCAGAGUCGAGUGGGGCCUGUGCAAUGGCUCAAACCCUAUACAGAUGAGACCCUCGUUGAGCUUGGUCAGAAAGGUGUGAAGUCCCUGCUGGCAAUUCCUGUUAGCUUUGUGAGUGAGCACAUAGAGACCCUCGAAGAGAUUGACAUGGAAUAUAGAGAACUUGCUCUUGAAUCCGGCAUCUCAAAUUGGGGCCGUGUUCCUGCACUGAAUUGCACCCCCUCAUUCAUCAGUGAUCUUGCGGAUGCAGUCAUUGAAGCAUUGCCUUCAGCUGUGGCUAGGUCGCCCUCAACCAGUACAUCCGAAGAAUUUGACGAUGAUCCCAUGAGAUACAUUUUCAGAUUGCUCUUCGGUUCACUAUUGGCUUUUGUUUUGCUUUUAUCUCCAAAAGCCAUAUGGGCACUUCGGAACAACGUUCUUUAA